CAGGGAACGUGCGGGACCGAACGCGGGGCUCGCCUCUCACACUGCAUCCCCCGCACUGCCAGAGCAGCAACACGCGAACGACACGAGUCUCGCACAGCACUCCCACAGCUCCCUCACUGCUCACCCAGCCAGCCAGCCAAAUGGACAGCACUGCCAAGGUGGAGAGUGGCUCCAGCCAGCACUUCCUGCAGCCUGCAUGCUUCUAUGCACAGAGCAUGCAGCUCAGCCCGUCCGAGGGGCACCAAGCAGCCGGCAAAUCUUUGCCAAAGCAGGUGAAGAGACAGCGCUCGUCCUCCCCGGAACUCAUGAGGUGCAAGAGGAGGCUAAACUUUAACGGCUUCGGGUACAGCCUGCCCCAGCAGCAGCCAGCCGCCGUGGCCAGGAGGAACGAGAGGGAGAGGAACCGAGUGAAGCUGGUGAACCUGGGCUUCGCCACCCUCCGGGAGCAUGUCCCCAAUGGGGCAGCCAACAAGAAGAUGAGCAAGGUGGAGACCCUGCGCUCAGCUGUAGAGUACAUCCGAGCGCUGCAACAACUUCUGGACGAGCAUGAUGCUGUCAGUGCCGCUUUCCAGUCCGGAGUCCUGUCACCCACCAUCUCCCCCAACUACACCCACGACAUGAACUCUAUGGCAGGCUCCCCUGUCUCGUCCUAUUCUUCCGAUGAAGGAUCCUAUGACCCACUGAGUCCGGAAGAACAAGAACUGCUAGACUUCACCAACUGGUUCUGAGCUGAAAGAAGCAGAACUGCUGCAGAUUCGUCUUUCUGCUCGGAAGCACACAGGAGUCUUUCCGAGAACACUGAAGCACUACAUUUGCACUCCAGUUUGGAUCCACAGGAUAAAUAGACAUUCCAGAUUGUGGCGUUGUGAAGAACACAAUGAGUUCAGCUGUUGGAAGAGAUGCUGUCUGCCACAAAAGAUCCUGACCACAGCACAGGGCUACCCAAACAUAAUAACUCAAUGCCCUUUACUGACUGAAGAUGCAGGUCGGGGAUCACGAAUUGAGGAGUUUCCAUUCAAACUAUGCUAUUAUUCAAAGAACCCCCUCUACGUUUUCAUGUACUACUUUCAUCUUCGAAUGCUUCCAAUCGUUUUAUGAUUUUUUUUUUAAUUAUAAAAAAUCUAUUUCUAUCUAUCCCUGUCAUUUUGAUGGGAUAUAUUAAGCUAUUUUUGUACAUAAGAGAGAUUUAUAGAAGUUUUGUACAAAUCGUAUAAAAAAGUUUGUAUAUCUGGAUACAUUAUUAUGUAAUGCUUAUUAUUACCUCUUCGUAUGUAGACCUUCUAGUCUAUACUACCUUGCCACUGCCAUUUUGUAUGUGGAUUUGUAAAGGACACUCCUUUUUUUAAAGGUGGGGUUGGAAUUCCUACUGAAGUACUUUAGCACCAACGUGUCUUACUUUAUAGAAAGUUUUGUUAAUGUAAUAAUUGUGUUAUUAAACAAUGUUCACAGUGAACAAAGUUUAUGCAGCUAUUGUCCAAACACAAAAUAGUGGUUUGUUGUUUCUACACUGCCUUUCGAAACCAUAUGCCACUGCCUUUUUCUUACUGUUUUAUGACAAAAAAAUCUUACAGAGGUCCUGCAUAACUAUGUUUUUUACAUAUUAGUUUCAUAAUAAACGUUUUAUAUAAAAAAAUCCUGAAUAUUAAUGUUUUUAUUUUUUAAUUUAUUUUAUUCUUCUUUAGUACAUAUUGACAUGCCAGGUUAUGGACCAGUGAGUAGAAUGGUGAGAUGUUCCUAGUUGAUGUGUCUAUUUUAGUACAGACACAACAAAGAUGGGUACUUAUUGUUUGCUAUUCCUCACUUGAAAAGAACCAAUUGAUUGAUGGUUGCAUUGUGUUGGCAUCAGCAAACAUUAAAAGAGAGCCCAAAAAACAUCCUCAAAGAAGAGGGCGCUCUCUACCUAACAUCCAUUCUAAGACAAAAACCCAGAACUUAUGUUUUCAGGACACAUUUUAUUUUUUCAUGGAAUAAAACAUUUGGACUUAUAUAAAAUUAACCUCUUACAACUUCAUAUUUUAU
Molecule: messenger RNA, 2019 nt
Organism: Spea bombifrons (plains spadefoot toad)
Lineage: Eukaryota; Metazoa; Chordata; Amphibia; Anura; Pelobatidae
Gene: ASCL1
Product: achaete-scute family bHLH transcription factor 1
Exons: 2
Coding region: 141-728 (195 amino acids)
Biological process (GO): sensory organ development; positive regulation of transcription by RNA polymerase II; neuron differentiation
Cellular component (GO): RNA polymerase II transcription regulator complex
Molecular function (GO): RNA polymerase II transcription regulatory region sequence-specific DNA binding; DNA-binding transcription factor activity, RNA polymerase II-specific; protein dimerization activity
Source: RefSeq, a predicted model, not a curated record